Molecule: messenger RNA, 1449 nt
Organism: Thermothelomyces thermophilus ATCC 42464
Lineage: Eukaryota; Fungi; Ascomycota; Sordariomycetes; Sordariales; Chaetomiaceae
Exons: 3
Coding region: 1-1449 (482 amino acids)
Biological process (GO): response to antibiotic
Source: RefSeq, a predicted model, not a curated record
AUGGCCCCUCCUAUCGAGCGGGACCCGGCCGUGCCGCUACUGCGCGCCCAUCUCACGCCGCUCCCGCCCUUGUCGGAGUCGACGGCGGCGCUCACCGACUUCGUGUCCCACCUCCUCCGGACCAGCGGACGGGAGGAGCCGAGGAUCGUGCUGAUCGGCGACGCGUCCCACGGGACGUCCGAGUUCUACGAGGCGCGGGCGGUGCUGACGCAGCACCUGAUCGAGCGCCACGGCUUCGCCGUCGUGGCCGUGGAGGCGGACUGGCCCGACGCCGAGGCCGUCGACCGGUACGUGCGGUACCGGCCCGAGCCCGGGCCCGGGUCCGGGCCCGCACUUGGGGCGAGCGAGGGAAAGGGGGCGGAGACGGAGGGGGAGACGCGCAAGGCCGGGCGCGAGCCCGCCUUCCUGCGGUUCCCGACCUGGAUGUGGCGCAACCAGGAGGUCCAGCGGUUCACCGAGUGGCUGCGCCGGCACAACCUCGGCCGGGACCCGCGGGCGCCCGACGCGGUCGGCUUCUACGGGCUGGACCUCUACUCGCUCCGCGCGUCCAUGAGGGCCGUGGUCGAGUACCUGGACCGCGUCGACCCGGCCAUGGCCGACGCCGCGCGCGAGCGCUACGCCCGCAUGAGCCUCUGGGCCGAGGACCCGCACGAGUACGGCCUCGAGGCCCUGGCCGCCGGCUUCCAGGGCUGCGAGAAGGACGUGAUGCGCGUGCUCCGGGACCUUCUGGCCAGGCGGCUCGAGUACGCGGCCGAGGGCCCUGACGGCGACGAAUUUCACAGCGGGGAGCAGAACGCCCGCGUGGUCAAGGAUGCCGAGCAGUACUACAAGGCCAUGUAUUACGGCCGCGACGAGUCCUGGAACCUGCGGGACCGCCACAUGUUCGAGACGCUCGUGCGCGUGCUCAAGCAUAGGAGCCGGGACGGGCGGCCGGCCAAGGCGGUGGUGUGGGCGCACAACAGUCACCUUGGGGACGCGCGGGCGACGAGCAUGGGGUGGUCGCGCGACGAGCUCAACGUGGGCCAGCUCUGCCGGGAGGCCGGCGGGGGGUUGGUGCUCAGCAUCGGCUGCAGCGGGAACACGGGCACCGUCGCCGCCGCCCGGCGGUGGGACGGCGACAUGGAGGUGAUGCAGGUCCGCCCGGGUCUUCCGGGAAGCUACGAGGAGCUCCUGCACGCGACCGGGAUCGAGCGGUUCGCCCUGGACCUGCGCCGCGGCCACUGCGACGACGAGCUGCGCGAGGCCCUGAUGCGCAAGCGCCUCGAGCGCUUCAUCGGCGUCAUCUACUCCCCCCGCACCGAGCGGCAGUCGCACUACUCCUCCGCCGUCCUGCCCGAGCAGUUCGACGCCCUCCUCUGGUUCGACAAGACCAGACACGUCGGCGCCCUCGAGGUCCACCAGCCACACGUGCCCCUCGAGUACGACGAGACCUGGCCGUUUGGCUUGUGA